UACAAACCAUGAUAAGACUGUUGAUAAGACAUCAAUCGGCAGUUAAAAUUACUCGUGUUUCAACGACUUAUUUGAAUUAUCAGGCAAAGACUAUGGCUACUGACGCUCGACCAAAGGUAUUUGUAACCAGGCGAGUGCCUGUACGAGGCAUUGACUUGCUUAAAGAUAAGUUUGUGGUGUCCCAAUGGGACCGAGAAGACCGGAUUCCGCGAGAGGAGCUUCUUAGAGGUGCCAAAGGGGUAGACGCUUUGUUCUGUUUGUUGACAGAUAAAAUUGAUAAAGAUGUUUUAGAUGCGGCAGGUCCUCAAUUAAAGACAAUUAGUACGAUGUCGGUGGGUUACGAACAUAUUGAUUUAACGGAAUGUAAGAAAAGAAACAUUCCGGUUGGUUUUACACCGGAUGUCUUGACCAAUGCGACAGCUGAACUCACCAUGUCUUUGCUUUUAGCUACCUCAAGGAGAUUAAAAGAAGGAAUGAUAGCCGUAGAGGAUGGUAGUUGGGGUACGUGGAAUCCAAUAUGGAUGCUUGGACAUGGAUUAGAUGGCGCCACUGUUGGCAUUGUUGGACUAGGUCGAAUAGGAUUGGCUGUAGCAAAAUGUCUUCUGCCAUUUGGUGUUUCUAGAAUUAUUUACAGUGGCAACAGCCAGUCUAAGAAUGAACAGGAGGUGAAUGCUGAAUUUGUUACUUUUAACAAUUUACUGGAACAUUCCGAUUUUAUUUUGGGAUGCUGCUCAUUAACAGCAAAUAACAUUGGACUAUUUAAUGCGGAAGCAUUUAAUAAAAUGAAAACUUCAGCGAUAUUUGUCAACACAAGUCGUGGAGGGUUAGUGAAUCAAGAUGAUCUUUACAACGCUUUAAAAAGUGGUAAGAUAGCCGGUGCUGGACUUGACGUGACAACUCCGGAACCACUACCGACAGACAGUCCUCUAUUAACAUUAAAUAACUGCUUGGUUCUACCUCAUAUUGGAAGUGCGACGGAAAAGGCGAGAAGCGCCAUGUCAGAAUUAACGGCUAGAAAUAUCAUAGCUGUAUUCGAAAAUAAAGAAAUGCCUAGUCGGCUAAACAUUCAAUAACAAA
This is a messenger RNA of Mytilus californianus (California mussel), 1077 nucleotides long. RefSeq names its product glyoxylate reductase/hydroxypyruvate reductase-like. The coding region runs from base 9 to 1073 and encodes 354 amino acids. The record is from RefSeq and is a predicted model, not a curated record. Gene Ontology annotation, cellular component: cytosol. Gene Ontology annotation, molecular function: hydroxypyruvate reductase [NAD(P)H] activity; glyoxylate reductase (NADPH) activity; hydroxypyruvate reductase (NADH) activity. The transcript is spliced from 3 exons. NCBI's taxonomy places the organism in Eukaryota, Metazoa, Mollusca, Bivalvia, Mytilida, Mytilidae.